This is a messenger RNA of Lottia gigantea (owl limpet), 852 nucleotides long. RefSeq lists its product as hypothetical. Gene Ontology annotation, cellular component: neuron projection. NCBI's taxonomy places the organism in Eukaryota, Metazoa, Mollusca, Gastropoda, Lottiidae. The transcript has a single exon. The record is from RefSeq and is a predicted model, not a curated record. The annotation marks the transcript as partial.
GAUCCUCUCAUAAAUGAACUGUAUAAUCAGAUUAUAGUGGAGAAAGAUAGAGAUGCCCAGUUGAGAUGUACAGUUCAAAAUAAACCAACAGGCAAUGAUGUCCAGUGGCAAGCUGAGUUAACAAAUUCUACAGUUGCUAUUUCUAGUGCUACAGCUGUUAAAACAGAUCCUUUUAAAUACAGUAUAGAUCAGCCAUCACCUACAUCAUGGAGACUGCGUAUUCAAAAUGCUCAAGUAACAGAUGAAGGAAAAUACAUAUGUCGAGUCCAGACGGGAUUUUUAAAUUACGAAAAAGACUUUGAGUACUUAAGAGUUAUUGAGAAACCUCAAAUAGCUGAUUUACAAACCAGCAGUGAUAUAGUAGCAAAACAAGGUGAUGAUAUCAUGCUUCGAUGUAAUGCUACUGGUAGACCCUUUCCUGUAGUAAAAUGGCGUCGUUUGGCAGGAGAGUUAUUACCAACAGGAGGUCAAGAAUUGAGAGAAUUCAAUAUGCCCAUUCUACAAAUUAAACCUGAAAAUGCCGGAGUAUAUAUUUGUCUUGCUGAUAACGAAGCUGGUCAUGAUGAAAGAAGAAUUGUUGUUACUGUCACGCACCAACCUAUUGUCAAAGCUGAGAAUAAAAAUGUACGACAAGCAGUAGGUUUUGUGAAAAGUUUGGUUUGUAAUGUAGAAGCGAAUCCAGAGCCUUAUGUAUCAUGGUCCAGAGAUAAUGUACCUAUAGAAUCCACCAAUUACAUUGAAGUACGGACAAUUGUUGGUGCACUGAAUAAAGUGACCAGUGUUCUGACCAUAUAUGGUGUUGCAACAACAGAUUUUGGAGAAUACACAUGUUUAGCUGUUAACACCCAAGGC